Messenger RNA from Frankliniella occidentalis (western flower thrips), 691 nucleotides. RefSeq names its product larval cuticle protein F1-like. Bases 138 to 548 code for a protein of 136 amino acids. The record is from RefSeq and is a predicted model, not a curated record. Lineage: Eukaryota; Metazoa; Arthropoda; Insecta; Thysanoptera; Thripidae. The transcript is spliced from 2 exons.
GCCCCCAUGCGCUGCUCCGUUGCUCUGUUGUCUAUCGGCGUGCAGCAAGGCAGUAUAUAAGGCUGGGUGCGGAUGCAGGCUGGACCAGCACCUCCGGCAGACCUCGGCCAACACUUCGACAACCCUUUACCAGCAUCAUGAACUCGAUGAUCGUGUUGGCCGUGGUGGCCGUCCUCGCCCCCGCCGCCCUGGCCGCCCCCAGCGGCUGGCCGGUCGGCGGUGUCCUGGGCCUGGGCCACGGCGGCCUCGUCGCCGCCCCGCACGCCGUGGCUCUGGCCGCCGCCCCCGUGGCCGUGUCGCACAGCAGCCUGGUGCAGACCCACCCGUCACCCGCCGUCGUGGUCGCGGCCCCCGCCGUCCACGGCCCCGCCGUCAUCGCCGCCCCCGCCAUCUACGGCGGAGUCCUGGGCGGCCACGGCGUGCACGGCGCCGGCCUCAUCGCCGCUGGCCCCCACAGCGCCCUCAUCGCCGGCCCCGCUGGCGUCAUCUCCGAGCACUCCGGCCUCGCGGGCAGCAUCGCCGUCGGCCAUGGUCUCCAUCAUUGGUAGAAACCGCCCCCCAUCCCAAAAUAGAGGCGUAUGAUUCAGACUCAAAGCAAAACCAUGUCCUAGUCUUUUGAAAAAAUAAACAGUGGCUCCUCGCUCAUCCGAGGAUGUAUGUUGGAAAGAAUAAAUGUCUCGGACAGACAUCA